GACCCAGCAACAAAAAAUCAGCGUGGUAGCACUGCCAUGCACUAUGCAGCAAAGAAUGGAAACGAAACUAUCCUAGGCUACCUUCUAGCAAAACAAGUAAACCUUAAUGUGCAAGAUUGCCAAGGCCGCACCCCGCUUUUUGUUGCAAUACAAAAUGGCGACGUCUCCGUGGUGAGCCUGCUUCUACAGUCAGGGGCCAGUGUAUAUAUGAAGGAUAACUUCGGUAAAACU
This is a messenger RNA of Trichoderma asperellum CBS 433.97, 231 nucleotides long. NCBI's taxonomy places the organism in Eukaryota, Fungi, Ascomycota, Sordariomycetes, Hypocreales, Hypocreaceae. The record is from RefSeq and is a predicted model, not a curated record.